AUGUCUAACACCACCACAAAGAGGCUCACAUUUAACCAGGUGUUCUCUAAUCAACACAAGCUGGAAUCAGAGAGAUUACUGCAGCGAGUCGACAAAUACCACCAGCAUCAUAAUAUUUACUUUUCACGAUCAAAUAACCCGCAUCUUGUCGACUUGCUUACGGGAAAGCAUCAUCGGAAACGUCAAAAGUAUACGAGCACCAUUUUUUGCUACGACUAUCAAUGCAUCGAAGCCAUCCAGAAACGAUUAAAAGAGGCGCCUGAUGCAGCAUGUACAAUGUUACUCGGUGCUAGCUUAUUAGUAGAUGUAUCGAUCUUCAGCGCCAUUGAUGAGCCCGUAACAUUAUUUGUAUUGUUAGAUGCAGAUAGCUACGUUCAACGAUCAUGUACUGUCAACAUGUCUUGGUGCAGACGAAUGUGGAGUCUUGCAUCCAGAGCACAUAUGAUAUCAGUAACAAGUGUUUACUACUCUGUUUUGGGUGGAGCCUACUGUUCGUUGGGGAAGAGCAACUCCAAAUACGCUUACAAGGCUGGUGCUUUGGCCAUUGAGCAGAUCAAGCUGGCUAAAAAGCUAAAGGAUCCCAUAUUGGAGUGUAAAUGCUGGCUUUAUUUUGCAGAAGAUGUGAUACAGUUGGGCGAGGUUGAGAAGGCAGAGACAAUCAUAACACGGCAGAAAGGGUUUGUGGAGCAGAAUGGAGAUGCAGUGUUGAAAAGUAUGCUGGAAGCUGUGGAGGGUAAACUAGACGUUGCCAUUAAUCAUACCAAAGUUUCUCCACGACAAUGCCACCAAUAUACGUUGUAA
Mucor velutinosus is the source of this 801-nucleotide messenger RNA. RefSeq lists its product as uncharacterized. The coding region runs from base 1 to 801 and encodes 266 amino acids. The record is from RefSeq and is a predicted model, not a curated record. The transcript is spliced from 4 exons. NCBI's taxonomy places the organism in Eukaryota, Fungi, Mucoromycota, Mucoromycetes, Mucorales, Mucoraceae.